UCGAUCAAUCCUCAAAAUCCUCCCGUCUCACGAAAAUAAAAAUGCAGACCACAAUCAGCCGACUCGUUAGAUUCAAUCUUCACAUUUACGGUAUCUGGCCGUACGUACCGUCCACUGUGCUAUUUAGAUUGUACUGGAUAAUAAUGCUAAGCACGGCUCAAGUCUUUCAGUACCGAUACGUCAUAGUGAACAUUCAUAUGGACGACUUCUCGGAAUUAAUGGAUGGAAUAGGUAGCGCGAUGGCUUCCUCCCUACUUUACAUCAAACUCGUUCUUCUUUGGUCCAAUCAACGAAUAUUUUUCGAUCUGUUACAAAUGAUGUCCGCGGACUGGCAGGAUCGGCAGGACACUAUAAAUUCGCGAGUAAUGACAGAAACGCAAAAUGCCGCACAACGCGCCUCGAGAUGGAUCAUUGGUCUGCAGAUAUUCGCUGUAAUUAAUUACACUGCUGGCGUCCUUGCCAAUAACUUGGAUAAAGAGGAACCCUACAAACGGGAACUUAUCUUGAAGAUGGAAUUACCAUUCAAUAUUAGUACGAAUUCUAUUUACACGGCGGUUCAAAGUGUUCAAUUUUAUCACUUGUUUUUCGUCGCCUGCGGCAUCACGACGAUCAACUCGCUUCUCGUUACUCUCAUUCUUCACAUCAGUGGUCAAAUCGAUAUUUUUCGCGAACGAUUGAUGAAAGCUUUUUCUAAGAGUGUGAUAGAUUCGGAGGAGAUUACGAUGCAAUCAUUGAUCGUGAAGCAUCAAAAAAUUAUCGUAUUUUCGGAAAGCAUCGAGAAUCUUUUCACAUAUAUCGCGUUUAUGAUACUUUUAUCCGACACAAUCAUCAUAUGUUGUCUCGGAUAUGUUAUCGCAACCUCGUUAGAUAUGCCCAACGUUGCAGCAAUUUUGGUGAAGUCUGUGGUGUUUUAUAUUACAAUAAACUUCGAGGCAUUUAUAUACUGCUUGUCUGGCGAGUAUCUGAGCGCCAAGAGUAAAAUGAUCGGGAAUGCAGCGUAUGAUUCUCUCUGGUACAACUUACCGUCCAAACAAAGUCGGAUUAUAUUAUUUAUCAUUUUAAGAUCGCAGAAAAGAUUGACAAUCACGAGUGGAAAAAUCAUGGAUCUCUCUUUGGAGCGUUUUACUAGCGUUAUAAAAGCUUCAGCAUCAUAUCUAUCACUAUUAUUAGCGAUGUACUGAAGGUAAGUAAGAUGUUUUGCGACAAUGGGUGUAAUAAUAAUAUGAAGCUAUAGUUCAUGAAUACAGCAGUAGUAGAGAGUAAUUGUAACAAUAAUAUGAAGCAAUAGUUUUAUGAAUAGUAGAGAGUACAUAGAGUGAUAUAUAAGAUAAAAAUAUAUCAAGCUUAUUUUAAUGCUUCUCCAUUUAUUUCCCAG
Messenger RNA from Camponotus floridanus (Florida carpenter ant), 1375 nucleotides. RefSeq names its product odorant receptor 13a-like. The record is from RefSeq and is a predicted model, not a curated record. Bases 42 to 1181 code for a protein of 379 amino acids. Gene Ontology annotation, cellular component: plasma membrane. Lineage: Eukaryota; Metazoa; Arthropoda; Insecta; Hymenoptera; Formicidae. Gene Ontology annotation, biological process: detection of chemical stimulus involved in sensory perception of smell; sensory perception of smell. Gene Ontology annotation, molecular function: olfactory receptor activity; odorant binding. The transcript has 7 exons.